AUGAUGAAGAAGGGACAGGGACAACUGCCGACGAGUACUACAAAAAACAAUAUGAGUACAAGUAGAAAUGGUGUUAAAAACAAACGCAUAUCGUAUCCAGUACAUCAGCGUAUAAUUUCAUCCACACCGUUUCCACCAAGUCAUCGAUUAUCGAUUAAAGAAAUAUUUGGAAAUUCAGAUAAACCCAGUCUACCAGUAUUGUUACAACAUUUGGAAGCCGAAGGAAGACUAGAAUUGGAUGCAGCAUUAACAAUUAUAAUACGCGGUCGUGAAUUAACAGCACGAGAACCAAAUUUGUUGAAUAUACCAACACCAGUUACAAUUGUUGGUGAUUUACACGGUCAGUUUUAUGAUAUGCUUAAAAUGUUCGAAAAAGGUGGUGAUAUUGCUACAACCAGAUAUUUAUUUUUGGGUGAUUAUGUUGAUCGGGGUCAAUUUAGUGUAGAAGUCGUGUUAUAUUUAUGGGCAAUUAAAAUUAAUUAUCCCGAUACGUUCUAUUUACUUCGGGGAAAUCAUGAAUGUCGUAAUUUAACCGUUUAUUUUACGUUUAAAGAUGAAUGUCUACUAAAAUUAGGAGAAUUAUUUUAUGAAGAAUGUAUGACAACAUUCGAUCAAUUACCAAUUGCCGGUCUAAUUAAUGGACAAUUGUUCUGUGUUCAUGGUUGUAUUUCACCUGAAGUGAGAUCGAUCAGUGAUAUCAGAGAUAUCGAUAGAAUCGGGGAACCAGCAACAAAAGGAGCACUUUGUGAUUUACUUUGGGCAGAUCCAAGUGAUUCAUACGAUAAUGAAGAAAAUGGAAACAGAAUAGAAAUGUAUUCACAUAAUGUACCAAGAGGUUGUUCAUUCACAGUCUCAUAUCGUGCAAUAUGUAAAUUUUUGGACGAAAAUGAUCUCUUGUGUGUUAUCAGAGCUCAUCAAGUACAAUCAGCUGGUUGUAAAAUGUACAAAAAACAUGGCAAAACGUUGUUUCCCACUUUGGUAACAAUAUUUUCAGCACCCAAUUAUUGCGAAGCUUAUAAAAAUCGAGGAGCUAUUCUCAGGUAUGAUGGCAAUGUUAUGCAUGUAUAUCAAUACAAAUGGGUAAAACAUCCAUAUGUUUUACCAAAUUUUUUGGAUGCAUUUCGAUGGUCGUUACCAUUUGUUUUAGAAAAAGUCACAGACAUGCUACUAGCAAUUAUUCGCUAUUGUUCUGAUGAUAAUGAUCCGAAAUCAAACAGGCGACAGCAUGUUAUUGAAAAAAUAAUGAACUAUUAUUCGACAUUAAAAAAUGAUGCUGAAACAUCUCUCGUUCUUGGUGGAAUAAGACCACGACAGGGUAGUAUUGAUUCAAGAAUGGUGGGCACAGUACUAGAUUUUCAAUUGGCUAGACAACUUGAUUUAGCUAAUGAAAGUUUACCUCCAACGCAAUCUACGAAGAAGAGAUGA
Messenger RNA from Didymodactylos carnosus, 1425 nucleotides. The record is from the annotation of a GenBank genome assembly. NCBI's taxonomy places the organism in Eukaryota, Metazoa, Rotifera, Eurotatoria, Philodinida, Philodinidae.